Messenger RNA from Asterias rubens (European starfish), 3344 nucleotides. RefSeq lists its product as uncharacterized. Lineage: Eukaryota; Metazoa; Echinodermata; Asteroidea; Forcipulatida; Asteriidae. The record is from RefSeq and is a predicted model, not a curated record. The transcript is spliced from 4 exons. Bases 313 to 621 code for a protein of 102 amino acids.
GACUCGUCGGACGGCAAGUGUGCAGAAGAAAACACGGGGCCUAAGAAAACGCAUUGGAGAGAGAAAACAGCACAAGCGCACGAAGAACGCCCGCGUACAAACCAACAACUAUAUACAGCCCGCAUUCUGUACCAAAGCAGUGCACGUAACCACAUCACCGUGAACGACUUUCUUUCUUACGUCUUGAGUUUGCUCUUCGAUUUAGAACUUUGCAAAAAGCCUUCUUUGAGGCUGAUUAGUGGGCUAGUUGGUCUUUGUCUCAAGACUUUGUAAAUAGUUCCUUUUGGGGGUGUUUGUCUACUCACAACGAAGAUGUUAAACUCAUCUCAACGGCUGGCUGUGGCUAUAACGUGCCUCUCGGUGAUGUGCCUUGCAGAACCAAGAAGGAACUACAACAGAGUCUUUGGACCCACAUAUGGUAAAAGAACACAGAAUGACCUGAGGCCGGUAAACUAUCUUAAUUUGAUGGACGAAGAAGCUGGGGAUUCGGUAGAGGUUGAAAAGGAGCCUAUGCCAAGCUCACUAGCGUUGUACAUCGCCAACCUCUCACCAGGGAAGAGGCAUAUGUUAUCACAGUUACUUGCCAUGACAAGAAUGAACAGUGAAGCCGAGAAUGAGUGAGACGGAGACCGUCUGGCGACCGCCUCGUCUAAGUCUGGCGACUGACUCGUCUAAGUCUUAAGAACAGGGUCUUACCCUAACAACGGGGAUCAAACAAAAAACAACAAAAGUGAUUUUUUUUCGAAUACAAAAUUUUAAAUGAAUUAAACGACCUAUGCAUAGCGCAACGACUAUAAAAGGACUGAUAAAUAUAAAUACUGACGCGUUAUUCAAUGCAAUUGACCUUUGACCUUUUGUUUAUCUAGCCAACUCUGUUAUUCAAAAUUUGCAUUUUGAUAAUUAGUUUGGGUGCAUCUUUGGAUAGAUCUCUAAAAACAAAGAAACCGGAAAAUAAACUCAUAAUAAUUGAAAUGAUAAGUUCCGACCAAUAUCCAAAUUUGAAGAAAAAAAACAAAUCUUUAGAAUUAUUGAAUAAAUUGUGGGUUUGUAAGCUAGGUAGGAAGGUGUACCAUUGGUGGUUUUCGGGUAGUUUGUUAUUUUAAAUAAUCCAUUAGCAGUUUAAACUAUAAGGGUAUCCUUUACUUAAGUUUUCUUUUCAAAAUUGUUAAAAAGUUUUGUCUAAAUUUUCAGUAAUUCUCAAUCCCAAAACACAACGCGGAAACUAUUAAAAUUAAAUAAAAUAAACCGUUAAAACAACACCCCUGGACAAAAACUUCUGUGAAAAUUAAUUGUUUGAACUAAUUAAACCUUUCUCGUGAGUCUGGUACCCCGUCGUCACAUGCUUUACGGAUCUGCAUUUAUAUGGGACCAGUUUUAAAGAAACCGAAUACCACCAAUGUUACACUUUCCCUUUGAAAGACAAACUGUCAAUUAUGAGUAUUUAUUUAAAUUUUAACUAAUUAUUGUCAUUAAAAGUGUCACUGUAGAAGAUGAACUAAUUGAUCUAGUUGACAAACAAAUAUAUUAAUGCUAGGUCUUUCUGCCCUUGCUAGUUUUUUUUUUCUUUUUUUUUUUCUCCAAAGUCCUUGUUUGAGAAGACUGCGGUAUAUAGCGCUAUUUUUCUAUUAACCGUAUUGGUUCGUGUGAUUUUGCCUCCAAAAUUCGUUUCUCAAUUAAUUCCGAUCGCAACUUUAGUUUUGACGACAUGCGUUUCAGAAGUAAGUCAUAUCGGUGAGGCUAGUCCAUGUACUGUACUACGCAAGACUAGUUUAUCUGAACAAGUAUUACUUGGGUGUAAGACAGUCACUAAUUAAAGGAAACAAAAUUUGCCUGUAAAAAAACAAGUCUUUGUCUUGGUGUAAAUUUCGGAUGCGUUUGGGCAAGAUUCAGUUUUAAAAAUUCACAUUUUAGUGGCGUCAGUGAAGACACGUUGAUGUACCAGCUAGUCUUCAAAUGUUGGUAAUAGAAACAAUCCAUUCCCAAAGUUCGUUUUGUCGACUAAAAAACCACCAAUGUCGAGAAAAACCCAAAUCAUUUCGUUCAAACCUUAGAUAGCAAUAAAUAGUUUAAUUUUGACACAAGAGCUGGCCAAAGCCGCCAUUUUGCAGUCGAUAACCAGAACAACAGCCCAUUCCAAUCCGAACAAAUUAAUUAUUAAAUAUAUUUGUCUGCUUUCAGCUUGUACAUUUCUUUAAAGCGAUUAAUGAUAACUUAAUGCAGAGUAUUGAACAUUGGAGAGUUUUAAAAUUGUAGAUGCUCCUCUUAGCUUAACUCAAGAAAGGUUACGUAGUAGCACUCUAGUGUCAAAGGUCAUGCUGUAUCCACACUGACACGCCCCCCCCCCCCCACACACAACCACAAACCAUGCCCUUCUCCCAUAACUGAACGGGCAUACUCGAUAUCGGGUACAACAAUUAUGAAAACCAUGUUUUGAAGAAGCGCUGAAGUCUUAAUGCAGACUUUACUAUCAAUCUUUAUGCAUAUUGACGGACGGGUGUCUGCUAAGAUGACAAACAAAAUUCACUCACCACAGCGAAAUAAAUAAUGAACCAAAUUUUGAUGGGAGGGAUUUGCCUUCCGAACAAUCUCCAGAAUCUGCCAAGAGGGUGCUACUGCCUAUACUGGGAAGAGUGACCGAUUACCGUAGGCCCUCUACCGUUUUGCUGACGAGACAAAUUGUAUAAAGAUAAAGAAGAACAUAUUUUGUGUCUUGAUUUUUAAGUCAUGUUAUUAAAUCUAGUGAGUAAAUUAGCCCACGUACCGUCUGGCACCCUGACUCAACGCUGAACUACCGAUAGUGUUAUCGUAAUGUGCAUUUUUGAAAAACUUCUUCAAUUACCCCUGUUAAAUGUAUAGUUUAAAGUUAAUAACUUGUGUUCAAACAUUAAUGAGAGUUAGCCCCAGGGUCCAUGCGCAAAUUACGCAAACGUAAACGUAAACAUGUUACGUUGUUUCGGAUGAGACAAAUUCACAAGCUCAUGUUUACGUUUCGCGUACCUAGCUUAAUAGCAUAGAGAAAGCCCAGUGGUCCUUUAUCUAUGCUCUGUAAGCUAUAGUCCACUCUCACUCUGUCUCGGGGCUAUUAAGUGUUACUUCCUACUGCUAUACAUCACCCACUGUUUGCCUAUGUCUAGGUUGGACAUCAAAAACAACAUGUAGUCACGGAAUAAACAUGGAGUUCCAGGUAAUACGCAAACAUGUUACCUGAGGAAUUGAUGAUGUAGCGAUACUGGGCCUUAUCAUUGACUGAUCGUAAUGGCGCUGUCUAUGGUAAUUAUAAGUAUACAUCCGAUAAUUGGUUGAUAAUACUCCAUUAGGUAGACCCCCCCCCCCCCCCCCCCCCC